Molecule: messenger RNA, 1311 nt
Organism: Perkinsus marinus ATCC 50983
Lineage: Eukaryota; Perkinsozoa; Perkinsida; Perkinsidae
Exons: 10
Coding region: 1-1311 (436 amino acids)
Biological process (GO): molybdate ion transport
Molecular function (GO): molybdate ion transmembrane transporter activity
Source: RefSeq, a predicted model, not a curated record
AUGCCCUGUGCGUGGGGUGCUCGAUGGCGAUCGGAACUUGUAAGGCGGGGCAAGCGGCAUUGGAAGGAAGCUACCCUUGCCGAAUUCAGUGGGUCUCUCGGUGAUCUCGGCACGUUUAUUCCACUAGCAGUCGGCAUGUCUAUCACAGCAGGCCUGGAUUUCAGCACUAUCCUGAUAUUCACUGGUGUCUACAAUGUAGCCUCUGGUGUUCUGUUCGAUGCCCCCAUACCCGUACAACCUAUGAAGACCGUUGCCGCUGCUGCGAUAGCACAGGGGUUGAAGUUGGGCGCAGUGGCAGCAGCGGGCAUCUUCGUGUCAGCAGUAGUGCUCGCACUUGGACUGUUGAACUUGACGACAGUAUUGGAGUACAUUAUACCGUUGUCUAUCGUACGUGGCAUACAGCUAGGUCUGGCAGUGUCGCUCUUCCACAAGGGAUAUAUGUACGCGGUAGUCGUCAUUUAUCGGCAGCACAGGUCCUACAGGUACCUCUUGGUUCGGCAUGUGGAUGGAUCCUUGAUAUGGAAUCCUGUCGAGCAGACUGACAGUUUCACACUAGCGCUUCUCGUCUCUGUGACGUUAUUGGUUUUGCUGAAUUUAUCACCGCCACUACGAGUUCCUCCCCCAGCUGCGUUGAUCGUGUUCCUAUUGGGCCUCAUCAUCACCAUUACGUGCUAUUGGUCGGAGAUUCCCAUCGACAGGUUCGGCCCGAACAUCUCGGUGGUCGCGAUAAGUGGGCAGGACUGGCUGGACGGUAUCCUCAACGGUGGUCUGCCUCAGCUGCCUCUCACUCUUCUUAACUCUGUGAUAUCGGUAUGCGCCUUGGCAAGGGAACUCUUUGGGGAGGACUGUAGAGGCGGCAGCACUAGGCAUAUGGCAGUUAGCGUUGGUCUGAUGAACCUGCUUGGGUGUUGGUUCGGAGCUAUGCCGUGCUGCCAUGGCUGUGGCGGCUUGGCUGCUCAGUAUAGAUUCGGUGCCAGGACGGGAACUAGUGUUGUUAUGCUGGGCGUUCUCAAGCUAUGUAUAGGCCUGAUAUUCGGCCCUCAACUGUUGCAUAUCCUUCGCGUGUACCCCGGGGCAGUCUUAGGGCCGAUGCUGUGUAUAGCAGCUGGGGAGUUGGGCGUUCAGUCACUGAAGGAGAGGGGAAAUCUCCUACUAGAGCUGCAAGAUCCCUCUCUGGCUUCGUGGUUGCUGUUCAUCACUGCUGCUGCCUGCGUAGCUGCCGGCUCUACAGGCUGGGGCUUCGCCAUCGGCUAUGGUGUAUGGGCCGUCGUAGCGGGGUUGUGGUACCCCAAGGCAGUAUGGGGCGGAUAG